AUGACAACCGAGAGAUCUGACUUGAGAGCAAGAACUCUCCCCCAGAUAUUGCUGGGCGACGGCUCCCCGCGUUCCCUGACGGCCCCACCCCCGUCUCUAUCUCAAAUCCCGGCGGCAUCCCGAGCCCAGGAAAGAUUUCGUGUAACCGGAAACGCCGUCGUUACCGGCGGAGCCGGCGACUUGGGAUUCGCAGCGAGUCGGGCUCUUCUCGAGCAUGGCGUGGAAGGGCUCAUGAUCUUCGACAUGAACCCGACGGAAGCACAAGCCAAAGUCGAUCUGCUUAGCUCCGAAUUCCCGGGUGCUAAGAUUCGGUUCCUGAAAGUUGAUGUGACGGAUGAAGAUGGCGUAGAUGCCGCUGUGGGCGAGACGGUCAAGUUAUUCGGGGGAAUCAGUACCUUGGUGAGUUUUGCCGGAAUGGUUGCCUGUGGGCACGCUCUAGAUUGGUCGGCAAAGGACUGGAAUAGAGUAAUCAAUGUCAACACAAUUGGUGGGUUCCUUGUUGCUCGUGCGGUCGCUCGGACAAUGAUAGAACGCGGAAUCGGAGGGAGUAUGACAUUCAUAGCGAGUAUGUCUGGACAUAGAGUCAAUUUCCCUCAGCCGCAAGUGUCUUAUAAUGUCUCAAAAGCUGGAGUUAUAGCUAUGGUGAAGUCAUUGGCUGCGGAGUGGGCAAGGUACGGAAUUAGAGUAAACAGCAUUUCCCCGGGAUAUAUGGAUACCAUAUUAAAUGAAGGGGAUGGUCUGGACGAAGCAAGAAAGAUGUGGCUCAGUCGAAAUCCAUUGGGAAGAAUGGGCCAGCCCGAUGAACUAACCGGGGCUGUUGUGAUGCUCGCAAGUCGUGCUGGGAGCUAUUUCAACGGUUCAGAUCUGCUGAUGGACGGGGGACAGACACUCUUCAUGUAA
This is a messenger RNA of Daldinia childiae, 900 nucleotides long. Its product is annotated as L-xylulose reductase. NCBI's taxonomy places the organism in Eukaryota, Fungi, Ascomycota, Sordariomycetes, Xylariales, Hypoxylaceae. The record is from RefSeq and is a predicted model, not a curated record. Gene Ontology annotation, molecular function: oxidoreductase activity, acting on the CH-OH group of donors, NAD or NADP as acceptor. The transcript is spliced from 2 exons. Bases 1 to 900 code for a protein of 299 amino acids.